GAGCUCUUUAUGCUGACUAAUCCCAAUGAACUAGAAGUCGACUGUCCUGAGAAUGGAUAAUUACUUAUGCUCUUAAGUUUCGUGAGUGUUCGUGUAGCAGCUUCAUGGCUACGUUCGACAGCUUCUCGGGGUUUACAGUUGUCAUGCUGCUUCCUCUGGCUAUGUCACCACCGAGAACUAUACUGUCGUCAGAGUCAUAGUUUGUCCACACAGAAAUACAGACUUUCGAUACUAUUUGGUCCUGUAAAUAUUGAGUCGUAUAGCAGUAUCCUUCGUAUGUGUUCAAAACAUCAUGCUGGUCACAAAGCCGAUUGUAUCCAUGUCACUAGCUACGAAUUUCGAUGUCUUGAGGCUCUGCUGAGCGCGACGUUUGCAAUUGCGGCGAUCAAAUACAGGGAAAAGUCACGAUGAGGCUGGAACCCAGAAAACACCCCCGUCUCAAGAUUCGACAGAAUUGCUAAGCUGAUUGUUAGAAAGGAUGUAAUGAUGUGCUCGUACAUUGCGAGGUGAGAUCUUGAUCCAGGAUGGGUUACGGCUAUAGAUGAUCGAUUCUAGACGCAACGCAUUGUCAUACUAACCAGUUAAUCUUAUGCGUAUCUGUUCAUGAAGAAAUCAUAUGAUAUCCACC
Pseudovirgaria hyperparasitica is the source of this 628-nucleotide messenger RNA. RefSeq lists its product as uncharacterized. Lineage: Eukaryota; Fungi; Ascomycota; Dothideomycetes; Acrospermales; Acrospermaceae. The coding region runs from base 67 to 411 and encodes 114 amino acids. The transcript has a single exon. The record is from RefSeq and is a predicted model, not a curated record.